Molecule: messenger RNA, 783 nt
Organism: Drosophila erecta
Lineage: Eukaryota; Metazoa; Arthropoda; Insecta; Diptera; Drosophilidae
Exons: 4
Coding region: 28-516 (162 amino acids)
Source: RefSeq, a predicted model, not a curated record
UAUAGCAACGUAUUUUUCAUAUUUUUGAUGCCAUUUUUAAGAAAGCUGGUCAGACAAGAAUUUUGCUUUUGCAUCUCGCUGACUUCUGGAUGCAUCAUAAUUUCAUUCUACACCUUGUUUUUCGGAUUCCUUAACGCAGGCACCACUGUUGAUGAGGUUAUAUACAAGAAGACAUUCAAAACUGAUGUAUAUGCGAAAUGGUUCAAUGUAUUUCAUAUAGCACUGAUGAUCGCAGCUGCAGUUAUCCUGCUGAUCUCUGUUAUGACGAAGAUCUUAAAGAUCGUUUUCAUUUGGAUGGCCAUGUUCAUCAUUCAUAUGAUAUCUUACUACAUCGUCUUCAAUGCGUUGAUAAAUGUGCGCAAUCCGUUCCUUAAAAGUGCAGUGCCUGCAUUUCUUUAUGUCUUGGUGAAUUUAGUGACGUUGGGAAUCGAUCUCUUCUGUUUGCUGAAAGUUUACUCAUAUUAUUAUGUAAAGUCGCAUCCAGAUCAGUUUAGACCAGCAUGUGUUGAUAAGUAAGAGGAUGCCUUCAAAAACGAACUGGAGGACAGCAAAUUUAAUUUCAAGAUGAUAGAACACAAUAACAUUUCAAUGUGUGCUCUUUACCACAUGUUCAUCAGUGAGAGGAAGCCAAAAGUGUGGAUAACGAUUUUGCUGUGCUAAUAUGGCAGACUCAAUUUUCUUUAUAAUUUCAUUAGCAUCUUGAUGAGAACUGAAAACGAUUCCACGCGUGCCUGAGAAACACGACACACACAUCAAGUUGGAAAUUCUAGGGUAAUGCUAAUG